Molecule: messenger RNA, 3594 nt
Organism: Dermacentor silvarum
Lineage: Eukaryota; Metazoa; Arthropoda; Arachnida; Ixodida; Ixodidae
Product: segment polarity protein dishevelled homolog DVL-3
Exons: 15
Coding region: 522-2333 (603 amino acids)
Biological process (GO): canonical Wnt signaling pathway; intracellular signal transduction
Cellular component (GO): cytosol
Molecular function (GO): frizzled binding
Source: RefSeq, a predicted model, not a curated record
GCCUGCAAGUGACAGACUUCCGCUGUCUCGGAUGCACGGGAGCGCCGUGUUGAUUAUUUAUGUUGGAUGUUCACUGCGGCCGCAUUCUGAAUCAUAGCGCUAUUAUGUAAGAAGCUGAGUAAAACCCGCGAGCUGCUUUAUAUAGGUGUUCUGUGGCUGCUUCAUCAGAGUUUCAAUUUGCGUUCUCCUUUCGCUCAUCGGUGACCCGGACGCUGGGAGAUCUCGGCAGGGGAUCUGCCGAAGUCCAUGGUGGUGCUUUGCUGAGCUUGUUUGCUCUCCGGCUACUCUCGGUUAGGCGAACGGACGCGAUUCCGUAUGCGUGCUCCGUUUGACAGCUGAUGCUGGACAAAAGGGCGACCGUGCCUUCCGUGACGCGCGGCCGCCCCAAAGGUGUGGCCAACAGUGUGAUGGAGGCUGUCGUGCUGGUCGUCUACGGCGGAGUUGUGAGGGUCCUCGCAUUGAGGCUUAUCGCCAUAUUGGUGUGCAGCUCUUCUGAGAUGCCACUUUAGCGCGUCGCGCCGAUGGAAGAAACUAAGAUCAUCUAUCACAUCGACGACGAGGAGACCCCGUACCUCGUCAAGGUGCCCGUGCCGCCGGAGCGCGUGACGCUCGCGGACUUCAAGAAUGUCCUCAACAGGCCCAACUUCAAGUUCUUCUUCAAGUCGAUGGACGAUGAUUUCGGAGUGGUUAAAGAAGAAAUUGUAGAAGAUGACUGCCGGUUGCCGUGUUUCAAUGGCCGUGUGGUGUCAUGGCUUGUAUCAGCAGAUGGAAGCAGCGUUGUGUCUGAAGGAACCGAGACACACCGGCAACGCCCAUUUCCUGAAACAGCGGAGACCAGCUUUACAGAGUCUGAGUCUGCCAUUAGCUCCCACAAAGAGCACCACCACCACCAUCAACGGGGACCUGGCCGUCAUCGAGAUAAAGCCGGUCGUUCCAAUGGACAUGCAGUAGCUAAGCCAGGGGCUGCCUCGGUGCUAACUACCAGUGACAUAGAGACCACAAGCUUCCUAGACUCCGAGGAUGAGACUACCAGCCGGAUUUCGACCACCACUGAGGAGAGCAGCGUGUCGCGCAUUUAUGCGAGGCAUCGGCGUAGGCGGCGGAAGAAGAUGCCUCCCAUGAGUCGGACAUCUUCGAUCAGCAGCAUCACAGAUAGCACUCUGUCACUAAACAUCAUCACCGUCACAUUAAACUUAGAUACAGUCAACUUCCUUGGCAUUAGCAUAGUUGGCCAGUCGAACAAAGGUGGAGAUGGCGGCAUCUACGUGGGCUCCAUCAUGAAAGGGGGUGCUGUUGCUUUGGAUGGUCGCAUUGAGCCAGGUGACAUGAUCCUUCAAGUGAAUGAUAUCAACUUCGAGAACAUGAGCAACGAUGACGCUGUGCGAGUGCUCCGGGAGACUGUACAAAAGCCUGGUCCCAUCAAGUUGGUGGUAGCCAAGUGCUGGGACCCCAACCCCAAGGGCUACUUCACCAUCCCACGCACCGAGCCUGUACGCCCCAUCGACCCAGGAGCUUGGGUGGCACACACGGAGGCAGCACGCGGCUCUUCCUCUGCCGUGGGCCACUCACGGCUCUCACUGGCCCCUGGACCUUCACUCCGCCAACCGCUGCUCUAUGAUGGACCCUUGAGGCCUCCGUCUGUCUCCACCCUCACCUCCACUUCCUCAUCAGUCACUUCAUCCGUGCCUGAGUCAGAGAGGCAGCUACAGGAGCCACUACUGACUGUGGAGACUGACAUGGAGACUAUUGUAAAGGCUAUGGCAGCUCCCGAUUCAGGACUGGACGUCAGAGACCGCAUGUGGCUCAAGAUCACUAUACCGAAGGCCUUUAUAGGCGUGGAUGUGGUAGACUGGCUUACAACACAUGUGCAAGGCUUCCAAGACCGCAAGGAAGCCAAAAAGUAUGCCAACCAGCUACUCAAGGCAGGCCUCAUCCGGCACACCGUCAACAAACUUUCCUUCUCCGAGCAGUGCUACUAUGUGUUCAGCGACCUCUCCCUUGACAUGUGCUCACUGCGGCUGCAAGAAGAAGAUGAGGAAGGUGGAGCAGGGGGCAUGGUUCCCCCCUGGGGUUGCCUGGGUCCCCUGCUUCCAGCAGGGUACGUGUGCGGUAGCACGGCUGCACCAAGUGCUGCGGAGACACAGCUGGCCUCCUAUGUCAACUAUGCCCGUGAAGGGAGCACCCAUUCGGGAUCCGGGGGCAGUGGCGGACCACCCGCAGAGUCUAGCCGCAGCGUGGACGGUGCCGAGGGCUCUCAAGAACUGACCGGUAGUAGGCAGUCCUUCCGCAUGGCCAUGGGCAACCCCUGCGAGCUCUUUGUGGACGUCAUGUGAUACAUGCAUGAGCAUGCCACUAUGCAGGGGCCCUACACCAUUGAAGCAGAGUGGACAAGCUCCAUGAGGGUACAACACUACACUUGCGUCAGCUACAACACUUUGCACACAAUGCGCAUUGUCUCUUCAAGUUCUUCACUAAACACCUUGAUGCCCUGUAUUCUACACCCAGUGAAACACUUUACGCUGUAGUACUUGCCACACUGUAAUGCACAACACUUGAAUACUAUUUUGUAUUUUCUGUUAUAAUUACGAAAGCUGGCGGCCAAGGGCCCCUAUAGGAACAGUUAUAAGAGUGACCGGUAGGCCGGAGAACAUUCACAUCUGUCAGAGCUCAGUUACAUAUAAAUGAGUGCAGUUGGCACAGCCUUCGAAGUUCAGCCAUUUGCUAUCUUUUGGGCGUGCUGGCAACCAGUGCCAUCGCAUUUGAAAUGCCUUGAAACACUCACACCUCAUUCUGCAAAAUGAGCAUGUCAUGUCGUCCAAGAACUUGCUUUGUGUGAGGAGUCUAUGCAAUCCAACUACAAUAUAUUUGUGAACCAUUGCGGAACUCAUCCAGCCUUGUGCCACCUGUUCCCUGAACUUAUUUUUCUUGUGUCUACGCCCACACGUGUGCUUAGAUAGCAUGUAAUUUCCAUCUAGCUUUGUUCCGAAACCGGUGUGGGACCAGAGCUUUUCACUGAAUGUACACCAACAUGUUUCAUCCAACCACAGAGCUACAGAUGCUCUUAACGUAGCUAAAAAGUUGCUAGGAAUAUAUCUAGAAGGUUGCUGGGUUAGCCAAGCAACUGACUGGUCAUUCUACGGUAUUUGUCUGUUGGCUCACAGCAGCUUUUUCACACAACACAUAAAGCAAGGUUACUGAUCCUCGAGAGCCUUCAAGCAACUUAUUUUCCUUCUUUCUUUCCUUCUAAGUGUGCCUUACUAGCACUAGGGCAGAGAACCACCUUUGAAAUCACCUGUUUGAAGUAGAAGCCAUCACUGCAAUGUCACUGUAAAUGCAGAUGCUAAAAGCACCCAUAUUUGUUUCUAGGCCUUCCAGCAUGCUUUCAUAUGUGUGAAGGGUGUUGCAUGGUCAGUGUAUCAUGUAUGCUUGUCUCAGCCUAUUGUUUUCUUUAAUGGAAAAGGGACAAGCUGCUGUUAACACUCAAGGUCCAUUCGAUCCACCUGUACUGACUGGGCAACUUCGCAAGCUGCAGCACCCUGCUAUUCAUUUCAGUGGUGCAGCAAUGGCGCCCUCUGAGCCAUGCCAUUCAUUUCA